UGAAAGUGAUGUUCUUGAAUGGCUUGAGAGCCAAGUGGAUGAAAGCAAGGAGUUCAAGAUCUGCAUCACACGGGAAGACCUUGUCCAUAGGGGCUUUAUUCAAUGGCAGAGACAAAAGAAGGGCUGUCCUGUCAACAAACUGAAUGUGACUUUCAUCGGAGAAGCGGGAAUAGAUACUGGUGCAUUAAGCAAAGAAUUUUUGACAGAAAGGAUGCAUGGCAUAGAGAGGCGACUGUUCGAAGGCAGUGGCAAGAAGGGAAAGAGUCCUGUCUACUCCAUUAGUGACCUAGAAAAUGGUUUCUACAGAACUGCAGGAGAAAUGUUUGCAGUCAGCCUUGCUCAGGGUGGCCCAGCACCAUGCUUCUUUAGAAAAUGGUGUUACCAGUUUCUGGCAACAGGAAGCUUUGAUGUUUUGCAGCUAACCAAAGAUGAUGUGGAUGACCUUGAAUAUGCCUUGCUCAUCGAGAGGGUGGAGGCAGCAACUGAUCUAGCAGAGUUCACAGAUCAGAUUGUGAGUUGUGGCUACACAGGGCUGAUAAAGAUGGACAGAAAGGACAGUGUCAUAAGAGCCAUUGUUCUACAUGCAACAAUGCGUGUGACACCUAUGCUUCAGCAAAUCAGUAAUGGCCUAAAGGUGUACAACCUUCCAGAGAUGAUUGGGAGACACCCAAGUCUUUGUUCAGACCUGUUUGUCCCCAGAGAUGAUGACAACAGAGUCAGGAUGAAGACCAGGACAUGUGGAACAGUCUGA
This is a messenger RNA of Stegastes partitus (bicolor damselfish), 751 nucleotides long. RefSeq names its product G2/M phase-specific E3 ubiquitin-protein ligase-like. The annotation marks the transcript as partial. The transcript has 6 exons. The record is from RefSeq and is a predicted model, not a curated record. Gene Ontology annotation, molecular function: ubiquitin-protein transferase activity. Lineage: Eukaryota; Metazoa; Chordata; Actinopteri; Pomacentridae.